AUGGCUGACUCGACCGCUGACAAGACUGCGCCUCGCAUGCCCUACUGCUUCUUGGGCAAGUCUGGCCUCCUAGUCUCCAAGCUCGCUCUCGGCAGCUGGAUGUGGGCCGACGACAAGUACACACCCGAGCGCUGGUACGACAUGAUGAAGCUCGCGUUCGAGCGCGGCGUCAACUUCUUCGACAACGCCGAAACGUACGGUAACGGGCAGGCGGAGCGGAACAUGGGCGCCGCGAUCCAGAUGGGCAUCUCAGAGGGCGUCUGGAGCCGCGAGGACCUGGUGGUGACGACGAAGGUGUUCGGGGGCUCCAAGGGGUGGCUCGAGGGCGGCCCCAACGACCAAGGCGCGAGUCGGGAGCACAUCAUCGAGGGAACCAAGGCGUCACUGGCCAGGCUGCAGCUCGACUACGUGGACGUCAUCUUCUGCCACCGGUCGGAGCUGUACACGCCCAUCCAGGAUACUGUCCGAGCUAUGAACUUCGUGCUCGACCAAGGCUGGGAUUUCUACUGGGGAACGAGCCAGUGGUCGGCGGCCGACAUCGUCGAGGCGUGCGAGAUCGCCGACCGCCUCGGCCUUGUGCGGCCGAUCGUGGAGCAGCCCGAGUACAAUCUGCUGGAGCGCAGCAAGAAGUACGGGCUGGGCCUCACGACGUGGUCGCCGCUCUCGUUCGGCACGCUCACGGGCAAGUACAGCGCCGGCACGCCUGGAGGUUCCAGGCUGGACAUGUCGGGGCUGAAGGCCGCGAUCCCCAACUUCGAGGCGCGCGUCGAGAAAGCUGAUCGCCUCAAACCUGUGGCGGCGGACCUGGGGUGCUCCUUGGCGCAGCUCGCCAUCGCCUGGUGUCUCCUCAACGACAAGGUGUCGACUGUGAUGAUUGGCGCGAGCUCGCCUUCGCAGCUCGAGCAAAAUCUGAAGGCUCUGGAGGUGGCGGAUAGCUUCAAGCCCGAUGUGAUGGCCAAGAUCGAGACCCUGGUGCCGCUGGAGGCCAAGGAACCGAUGCCGGACAUGCUGUCGGGGGUCCGAGGACGCCAUUUGUUUUGGAUGGUGCACUUGUUGGUCCGUACGGCCUGGAGCCACCACUAG
This is a messenger RNA of Phytophthora sojae, 1083 nucleotides long. RefSeq lists its product as hypothetical. The coding region runs from base 1 to 1083 and encodes 360 amino acids. The record is from RefSeq and is a predicted model, not a curated record. The transcript has 2 exons. NCBI's taxonomy places the organism in Eukaryota, Oomycota, Peronosporomycetes, Peronosporales, Peronosporaceae.